Messenger RNA from Exophiala xenobiotica, 925 nucleotides. RefSeq lists its product as uncharacterized. NCBI's taxonomy places the organism in Eukaryota, Fungi, Ascomycota, Eurotiomycetes, Chaetothyriales, Herpotrichiellaceae. The transcript has a single exon. The record is from RefSeq and is a predicted model, not a curated record. The coding region runs from base 78 to 698 and encodes 206 amino acids.
GGUCAUUCCUUUCUUGAAUUGUGCAGCCUGCGACUAUCAAACUUCAGCCCACAGGCACGCUUUCAUACCUACAUUUAAUGCCCGUCACGCAAUUCUCUCAGAUCAGACCAGGUCUUGCAGUCUCAAUAAUAUUGAAAGCAGACCAAAAGACCGGCCGACAAGUUCAAGGCACUGUUUCUCAGCUCCUCACUCGUCACAAUCAUCCUCGAGGGAUCAAGGUGAAACUGACCGACGGUCGAGUCGGACGCGUUCAGCAAAUCGUACCUCAAUCGCGCCAGCACAAUACAAUGGCUUCAAACAACCCUUGGCAAGAUGCCCAAAGUCAGGGCAGUCCCUUCCGCUCGAAUGCAUCUCAGGGUGCAGCCCAAUCCUACUACCAGUCCAACCCUUCUCAACCUCAGUCCGAGUCUCAGUAUCCUUCUCAGCCAAACCAACAGCGACAGCAAACGGCUCCAUCGCAAGGUGCUCAGCAUUCUGACGUGGAUCAGAUGUUGGCGGGUCAAGGGGACCGUGCAGAGCAAGUUGAGCAUAUGCAACAGUACGAAGCGAACGCGCCCCAGAGCGAAGCCGACCGCAUUCAGGCACAACUGCAAAAGGAGUUUCCAAACAUCGACUCGAGCUUGAUUGCUGCAUUAUACAGUGAGAGACCAGGAAGCCUAGGCGAAUUGCGCGAAAUUUUACAGGAGCUCGGGGCUUGAGCACCCAGCGGCCUCAUUAUUAGGAUUGCAAUAACGACGACGAUAUGAAAUAAAGUCUUGCUUGCCCUGCUGUCUAUCUACCCGCCUAGCUUUCCUGUACAUAUACUCGAAGCAGUUGCUGCUGGAUCUGCUGGUGUCGACCUUGAUCGGUCCUCUUUGCACACCUCGCCUACAUGACUAUGAUAUCUGCGAACCACUACUCCACCCAACCACCUCCCUCGCUCUCU